CCCACCUGGCCCCACCCGAGCCCUGCCCGCCAGCCCCGGCCCAUAAAACCCCAGCCUGCUCCCCAGCAGGCAAGACCAGAGCCAGCGCCAUGCAGCCCAGCUUCCAUGGCCUGCGGGCCCUGGUGACCGGUGCAGGGAAAGGGAUCGGCCGGGACACCGUGAAGGCGCUGCAUGCCCGGGGUGCCGGCGUGGUGGCCGUGAGCCGCACCAAUGCUGACCUGGUCCACCUUGCGGAUGAGUGCCCUGGGAUCCAGCCCGUGUGCGUGGACCUGGGUGACUGGGAGGCCACGGAGCGGGCGCUGGCUAGUGUGGGCCCCGUGGACCUGCUGGUCAACAAUGCUGCCGUGGUGCUGUCACAGCCGUUCCUGGAGGUCACCAGGGAGGCCUUCGACAGGUCCUUCAAUGUGAACCUGCGCCCCGUGUUCCAGGUGUCACAGAUGGCUGCCAGGAGCAUGAUUGAGCGUGGCGUGCCUGGCUCCAUCGUCAAUGUCUCCAGCAUGGUGGCCCACGUCACCUUCCCCAACCUGUCCGCCUACAGUUCCACCAAGGGCGCAAUGACCAUGCUGACCAAAGCCAUGGCCUUGGAGCUGGGGCCGCACAAGAUCCGAGUGAACUCGGUGAAUCCCACGGUGGUGCUGACCGCCAUGGGCCGGAGGGUCACAGAGGACGCCGAGCUGGCCCAGAGGCUGAAGGAGCGCCACCCGCUGAGGAAGUUUGCAGGCCGGGACCAGGGCAGGUCCGGGUUCAGGUCCGGGUUCGGGGCCGGGCGGUGGCCGGUCGCACGUUCCCUGUCGGCCGCUGACGCCAUCGCUGCCCGCGCAGAGGUGGAGGACGUGGUCAACAGCAUCCUCUUCCUGCUCAGCGACCUCAGCGCCUCCACCAGCGGCUCCUGCAUCCUCGUGGACGCCGGCUACCUGGCCUCCUGA
This is a messenger RNA of Ochotona princeps (American pika), 926 nucleotides long. Its product is annotated as carbonyl reductase [NADPH] 2-like. The transcript is spliced from 8 exons. Lineage: Eukaryota; Metazoa; Chordata; Mammalia; Lagomorpha; Ochotonidae. Gene Ontology annotation, biological process: glucose metabolic process; xylulose metabolic process. The record is from RefSeq and is a predicted model, not a curated record. Gene Ontology annotation, molecular function: L-xylulose reductase (NADPH) activity; carbonyl reductase (NADPH) activity. Bases 90 to 926 code for a protein of 278 amino acids.